Arvicola amphibius (Eurasian water vole) is the source of this 972-nucleotide messenger RNA. RefSeq names its product proline and serine rich coiled-coil 1 (gene Psrc1). Gene Ontology annotation, biological process: mitotic metaphase chromosome alignment. Bases 1 to 972 code for a protein of 323 amino acids. Gene Ontology annotation, cellular component: spindle microtubule; spindle pole; microtubule cytoskeleton. The record is from RefSeq and is a predicted model, not a curated record. Gene Ontology annotation, molecular function: microtubule binding. NCBI's taxonomy places the organism in Eukaryota, Metazoa, Chordata, Mammalia, Rodentia, Cricetidae. The transcript is spliced from 6 exons.
AUGGAAGAGUUGAAAGAAGAUGUCAAGUUCAUUGUGGAUGAGACCUUAGACUUUGGAGGGCUGUCCCCAUCUGACAGUCAUGAGGAGGAAGACCUAACAGUGUUGGUGAGUCCAGAGAAACCUCUCCGACGGGGCCUCUCUCACCGGAGUAACCCGAACACAGUAGCUCCCAAUCUCCAGGGUGUGAGGUUCAGUCUGGGCCCGCUCAGUCCAGAGAAGCUGGAGGAGAUCCUUGAUGAAGCCAACCGCCUGGCAGCUCAGCUAGAGGAGUGUGCCCUGCAAGAUCGGGAGGGUGCAGGGGCUGGCCCUGGGAAGCCCAGCUCCAGAGGGAAGCCCAGCCCUCGGCGGGAGACGUUUGUCCUGAAGGACAGCCCUGUCCGGGAUCUGCUGCCCACUGUGAGCUCUUGGAGCACACCGUCCCCAAGCAGCCUAGCCGGACUCCGAAGCAGUGAUAAGAAGGGGUCUACCAGGGCUGCUCGGGUGGCAGCUGGAAAGAAGCUUCCCGUCACAAAAAAGGAAUCGCCCACUUGCAACCUGUUCCCUGCAUCCAGAAGCCCAGCGCUCUCUCCUCUUGCACAAUCAACUCUUCCCCUCCGGCGGAAAACUGGGCCCAAUGCACGGACAACAGCAAGCCCACCAGUCCCGGUCAGACCAGUCCUAGCUCCACAGCCCUCAACCAGCAACUCUCAGUGUUCAACCCGACUACAGGGAGCAGCUGCUAAGUCCUCUGCUCGCUUACCACCUCCCUCAGCCAUCCCCAGGCCUGCCACACGAAUGCCACUCACUGGCCGGAGUGUACCACCUAGCAAAAGUACCCUAACUCCAGAGUCUCUCUCAACUCGGAAAGGGCUUCCAAGUGCCGUAGGACACAGAGCUCCUGUUCCCCAGAGAGCGAAUCUUCCAACCACCAGAGCCCCCCGAGGCAGGACGCAGCCUCUCAGGAAAGCUGCAGUCCCUGGACCUACUAGGUAA